GUGUGUGUGUGUGUGUGUGUGUGUGUACAGCAAUGGUACACCAGCACGAUGAACCUUCUGGGGACCUGGCUGACUGACCGCAUGGACCUACAGCUUCACGUCUAUCAGCUGAAGAUCCUGAUCCGGAUUGUUAAGAAGAAGUACAGAGACUUCCGUCUCCAGGCGGUGUUGGACUCCACAUUAAACAGUAAGAUGUACGAAACAGUGAAAAACCGUCUGACACUGGAAGAAGCUACCGCCUCAGUGAGGGAUGGCGGGAUGCAGGGAGUCUCCAUGACGGACAGUGAGGCAGGAGGACGAUGGGAACUAGAGGAGGAGCUCUGCAUAGGACGGUCCACUAACCCUUUGGCCAGAUGUCUCCUUUCCUCCAUCCUUCACUUUUUAGUUUCACAUUUCUGUCAUGAUUUAGAAAAUGUGAAGUCUUUCUGGAACCAAAUGUUUGUGUUGGUGGACGCUUAA
This is a messenger RNA of Thalassophryne amazonica, 459 nucleotides long. RefSeq names its product calcium-dependent secretion activator 1-like. The annotation marks the transcript as partial. Lineage: Eukaryota; Metazoa; Chordata; Actinopteri; Batrachoidiformes; Batrachoididae. Gene Ontology annotation, cellular component: glutamatergic synapse. The record is from RefSeq and is a predicted model, not a curated record. The transcript has 2 exons. Gene Ontology annotation, biological process: dense core granule exocytosis; positive regulation of exocytosis; synaptic vesicle exocytosis.